CCGCAGCCCGCCAGGGGUUGGGUUUCAAAAAAGAGCGCCUGACCCACCCACUGCUCGCUCCGCCGCUGUGCAGUCCGUGUGGCAGCUAAUUUGCCUUUUUGUUUAAGGCUCUACAAAGCACAGAACCUUUGAGGGAUGCUUCCAGACGGAAACAGCCGCAAAUGAAGUUUAGACGGAAAAAAGUUUAGUGUUGUAGCUGAGGCGGCCUAGGACAGGCCAGCAGUAGGUGCUGGGUGAUGCUCCUGGUUUGGUUUCGCCUGUUUCCUUGUCCUCGGCACUCAGCUGGAGAAACUUUUCAUGUCCCAGUGGAAGUUUGUGAGCUGUGAAUUGUCAUAGAAGAUUGAUAGCUCUGCCAACAUUUGUCCACAAUAGAAGAUGGGUGGAUUAAUUUCAAGAUGGAGGGCAAAGCCUUCCACUGUAGAAGUAUUAGAAAAAUUAGAUAAGGAAAUACAGACAUUAGAAGAAUUUAGAGAAAAAAAUCAGAGGCUACAGAAACUAUGGGUUGGAAGGCUUCUUCUCUACUCCUCAGUUGUUUAUCUUAUUACUUGCUUAAUUGUAUAUUUGUGGUGUCUUCCUGACGAAUGGACAGCAAGGCUGACAAUGACACUUCCAUUUUUUGCAUUUCCAUUGAUAAUCUGGUGUAUAAGAACACUGCUCAUUUUUUUCUUUUCCAAACGGACAGAAAGGAAUAAUGAUGCACUGGAAGACUUAAAAUCCCAAAAGAAAAAAAUACUUGAGGAAGUAAUGGAAAAGGAAACCUACAAGACUGCUAAACUAAUCCUUGAAAGGUUUGAUCCAGCAUCAAGUGCAAAGGAGACUGAACUACCAUCUGCUGGAACAUCUGCAACCCCAAGACCUGGACAAGAAAUUCGUCAGAGGACUGCAGCUCAAAGAAAUGCUUCUAUGCCCUCACCUGCAACUCCUAAACCAGGCUCUCCCAAGUCCCCAGUUCCAGCAUCUCCUAAUCUUCAGAGAGAGGCUCCCGCUCUGAGCGGGCUCCCGGAAAGAGCAGCUGUGCCAUCCUUGCAAUCAAAUGUUUUACCAAGACGCCCUGGAUCCCCUGCUACUUCAGUGCCUGGAAUGGGUCUUCAUCCUCCAGGCCCUCCUUUGGCAAGACCUGUUCUUCCUCGAGAAAGAGGAGUUGUGGAUAGAGUUAUUGAAUAUUUGGUUGGUGAUGGUCCUCAGAACAGGUAUGCUCUUAUAUGUCAGCAAUGUUUUUCUCACAAUGGUAUGGCUUUGAAGGAGGAGUUUGAAUACAUAGCAUUUAGGUGUGCCUACUGCUUCUUCCUGAAUCCUGCAAGAAAAACUAGACCUCAAGCUCCACGACUUCCAGACUUCAGUUUUGAAAAAAAGCAAUCUAUGGAGUUGCGUUCUGAACCUGAGCCUCCAGAACCUAGAGAGAGAGAGCCCCAGGAGACUCAACAGACAAAAGAAUCUGAAGAUGAUGUGGACCAGCUCGUUGAGACAAAUGACACAGAUGAUAAAGCACCAAGUUCUGAGCAUCUAAAUGAUAAGCUAGCUGAAGAAGUUGAAAAAGAAGAAGCAGAAAACAUUUCAGCAACUGAAGAGGCUACUUCAGAGUCUACUUCAGCUGAACAAAGUGAAGAACCUUUAAUAAAAGCAGAAUAAAAUACUUCAAGUGCCUUCUGUAGCUAGUUUUUAGCUUUGUUCAUGCCUGUUACUAUUCAGGUGAGCUUUUUUUUAAUGGUACAACUUAAAAAUCUUGCUUGGGCUUAAACUGCCUCAACUGCCACAGAGUGUGUCAAAGCUAUAUGUAAAAGUGGGUGUUGUAAAUUAAGCAUGUCUCUUAACACAUAGAAUGUGUAGUUGGUUGAAGUCUAACAGUUGUAGCCCUUGUUUAGUUUGCGUAUUUAAAAACUUAAAAGUACAAGCUUUGCUAAGGGUGACUUACAGUUUGACAUCUCUUUAGCUGUCACACAUAAAGAGCAAUUCCUGAUGGCAUCUGACCUAGUAAGUUUGGUCUAGUGAACUUAAGAUGCUUUUUAAUGCUGCCCUGUUAAAAUGGAUUGAGUACAUGUUUAACACACAGAUGUUUACAAGCUAAAGUGUCAUCCGACAUUUGACUUAAGCAUAUGGAAGUGUCAUUGCAAUGGUGUUGAUAUUAUUCACUGUCUAACUUUUGGAUGGAAUUCAGUUAUAUGGCACUUGGAUAAAUGGCAUCUCCUUUGGUGUUUGCUUUGCAGAUGAACCAGAGGCACCUACAUGCAGAACUGUUUUGUGUUUACAUAAAAUAUAAGAAGUCUCUGCACUUGAUUGUACUUGAAUACAAAGCACUAUUUAUACCUGUACAAUAAUGACAAGAUAUAAGUGAAUUUUGUGCCUUUGUGUAUUUUGUUAAAGGAAAAUAAAGACAUCUAGCAGCAAUACUUGCUUUGUGAUUCCUAAAACUGAAGAGAAUGCAUGUUCUACUGUAUGCAGCUAUUCUACAGUUGCUUUAUGCCAGUUUAGAAGGAAUGUGCCACCUUUAAAGGAACAUGCCAAUUUGUAGCUAAGGUGGCUUUGACAGGAUAGAAAUAGAUCCCUGAUGAAAAGGGGAAGCGCAUGUGCAUUUGCCAAAAGGCUUUUCUAACUGUACCUAAAGCUUGUUGAUACUAUUUAAUGUUACAAUUUCAAUGAAUAUUUGCUGCUGGAUUGCUGAAAAUGUAAUUUUUUUUUUUUUAUUGCAUUACUUUUUAAGAUAAGGACACUUGUUACAAGUUUCCUGUUAAAUGUAACAGCUGGGAUCCUGGAUUAGAAGUUUUCUGGUGUCUGUGAGGUACCUAAGUCAUCAGAUUUUUUAAAAAAUAAAUGCUGAAAAUAUGUGACUUGGUUGCUUUAGUAAUACUUCUGAUAAAAAUUUUAUUUUGUGUGGUGUUAUGUACCUCACUACAGGGAGAGGGGAUAUUUCAAACCAUUUUUAAUCUAAUGUUUUGGUUCUGAAGGGAAAUGGUUUUUACUCUGUAAGAGCAGCAAAACCCCUCCAUGUUAGUAGUUUGAGUCCUCUACCAGAAAAGCAUGUUUCUAAACGUGACCUUAGUAUCAUUGUCUUUAUACAAGACAUCAUUAUUACAUGAAGAACAAUGAUUAAUUUUCUAGUUCAAAUACA
Molecule: messenger RNA, 3106 nt
Organism: Ficedula albicollis (Collared flycatcher)
Lineage: Eukaryota; Metazoa; Chordata; Aves; Passeriformes; Muscicapidae
Gene: LNPK
Product: KIAA1715 ortholog
Exons: 13
Coding region: 376-1629 (417 amino acids)
Biological process (GO): endoplasmic reticulum tubular network organization
Cellular component (GO): endoplasmic reticulum tubular network
Source: RefSeq, a predicted model, not a curated record